AAAACAUGGCAGAAGCUAGUUAAUAUGAUAUUACAUGAAAUUAAUAAUCAUCGGUUUGCUAGCGUUUUUCAAAAUCCGAUCAGAGAACAAGAUGCGCCUGGCUAUUAUGACAUAGUAAAACAGCCAAUGGACUUAAAGAGUUUGAAAAAACGCCUUCGUGAAGGGACCAUCCACGAUACCAAUUCAUUUCAUCGUGAUUUAAUGUUAAUGUUUAUGAAUGCCUCGGUGUUUAACAGAGAAGAAACAGAUAUUCACCAAAUGGCGUUAGAAAUGAAAGAUCAUGUUGAAACACAAAUCUUGGAUUUUAGAAGAAGUGAAGGCUCAGGAGGGACACAUGAGCCGGCUACACGAAGAAAGAGUAUGGCCAUAGACGGUAUGAAACUACGGCGUCUUUAA
Molecule: messenger RNA, 396 nt
Organism: Rhizophagus irregularis DAOM 181602=DAOM 197198
Lineage: Eukaryota; Fungi; Glomeromycota; Glomeromycetes; Glomerales; Glomeraceae
Source: RefSeq, a predicted model, not a curated record